Molecule: messenger RNA, 1418 nt
Organism: Scylla paramamosain (green mud crab)
Lineage: Eukaryota; Metazoa; Arthropoda; Malacostraca; Decapoda; Portunidae
Exons: 5
Coding region: 373-897 (174 amino acids)
Biological process (GO): apoptotic signaling pathway
Cellular component (GO): mitochondrion; membrane
Source: RefSeq, a predicted model, not a curated record
UGGGUAGUCUGGGAGGCUGGGGAGGAGUGUUGUGGGUAUGACUCACGCCACAAGCUCGAGCACCAUGAUAACAUUUGCAGAAAGAAGGAAAUAGCUGUCACCUUGGGUCUUAAGCACGCAUGCAGCCCUGCCAAGCUACAGUCUGUAAGGCCAAGACUCUCAGCGGCAGUGUGAGUGGGACAAAGUAGACAAGGUGAACGAAGAGUUAUGUCCUACUACGCCGUUAUGAUUGGAGUCUCGCCCUGGCCUCUCCUCUGGGUCUCACUGGUUAUCAGGACGACACCCACGAAGGAGUAAGUACGUGAAUCGGAGACCUAAACCAACAAAGUUCAACACAAACCAGGACAAACACCACCGCUGCAGCACCUAAACAUGCAUAUCAAGGGUCGACGUACAGAAGAAGACGCUGACUGCAAGAUGGAGACCAAGAUGAAGAUUCUGGGAGAUCCGUAUGUGACAGAGAACCAGAAGAACAGUUCCCAGGAGAAAGAACAAAUACUUGACAGGGAUGAAGCUCGCGGCAUAUGGUCAGUUCUCCGCAGAAACAAGGUGUUGGUGGGUGCCGUGGUAUUGCUGCUUGUGCUGGCCAGUGUCGGGGCAGGCGUGUCUCUGGCCUCUUCAUCUUUUAUUCUUCACCACCUUGGCUUCACCUCCAAGGGGCUCACCAAGAAGUCCUUCGCCUCCAGACUCAUGUCCUCCACUUCCCAGGCGAACAACCACACCGUACCGCAAGACAGCUGGGUGUCGUGGCUGCAGAAGGCGGGGCAGAAGGGGCUGACCACUGAGCACCAGGCUUACUUCGCGACAGGAGGAGCCAUCGUCGGGGUGGCGGCGGCGGCGGCGGUGGUGAUGGUGGCUGUGGUGGUGUCCCGUGUGCUGCGGCGGUGCAGACAAUAGUCAUCUCAGAAGAACCGUCCAGCCUGACGCCAGCCACCGGGAACACGUCUGAAAGGUUAACCCAUCCAUUACACAAUCACACUUUCCAAACUUCCUAAAACAGAGACAGAUAGGAGGAAAACAAUUCUCACAGAUGUACAAAGAUGAUAUAAUUUUUAGCUCCUUGAUUAUGAAAAAUAUCACUCUACUUAAUGAAAUCUGGUACUGGCAUCCAAAGUAUAGUGAGUCUGAUGCUGCAGUACUGAAAGGGUUAGAUACGAGGCAGACCUCAAGAGAUUAUUACAAUAGAUUCUUUGUGAGAGGAGAUGAUUUUUUAGUGAAGGACAGUGGUGUUUUCUGUGGCGCGCCUUGCCUGAAGCCACGGUGUCUUAUGUGGGCUGUGAACAUGUUACUUUAUACUCAUUACUUAUUUAACCAGAAGGAAAAUUUGCAAGAAACAAUAUACACAAUGUAUACCAACGUAGAUUAUAACAAAAUAUAUCGGUUUCCUGUAAUUCUCAUAAAUAAACAAGAAAAUAUCA